AAGAAAGGGAAGGGCCGUGGAAGCUUUGCGAACCCCGACCACCGCCUCAAUGCCUUCUCCUCCCUUCUCCGCCUCCUCUCUCGUCGCCUCGCCCUUCCGAAUCUACUUUUCCCCCGCGUGUCCCUUCGUCCCCGACCUCCCCCUUCGCCCCCUCUCUCUCCCCUCUCCUCGCCUCCUCCUCCGCCGCGCUCCGCCGCUACCCCGUGGCUCCUCGCGGCGGCGCGCGGCCGCAAACUCCGGCGCUCCGCCACCUCCCGGCGGUGACUCCGAUGACCUCUCCGGUUUGCAAGAAAGAAUCUCAAGGGUCCAGGAUAGAGUGAGGAUUUUCUUUGCUGUUCUUUUCUGGAUGUCAUUGUUCUUUUGGGCAAGUGCAUGUGAUGGGAGAGAUAAACCCAGGAACAAGAAAAAGUUCCGAUUUAGAAAGUAACUGGCAAAUUUAGCGAAAGAAAUCAAAGACGACUUUAUGUAUGUAUAAGAAUAGCAGAUAUUCUGGAAAAAAGGAACAUUGUUACGCACAUAAUUUAAUUGAAAUAAUCGUUGUCCAUCUGCUUGAUAGUUUCCAGGUGGUGGAGAUUGGAUGGCUUAAUCGUCGAAAUGUGGUUUGCCAUGCACCCACGAUUGCAUACUAGAUUUAUAAAUUUUUAUUAAUUACUUAGUAUGUCAUUAUACCACUUGUGGCAAUGUUAAUGUGUUUUACAGCUUGUGCAUUGAUCAUAUGAGGCAUCAAUAUUUUAUCCUGUAUUGAUGAUUUGUGGUUACGAUGCAAUCCUCAAGAUAGGUCUUUGAAGCCUGUAAUGCAUCUACUUUGGCGCCCAUGAAAGAAGAUAGAGAUGGUCAGGUUAUCCUUUUGAGUUUUAGUAUGUACUUCAGAUUGGGAUGCUGUUAUGCACAAUGGUUUUGUUUGUGUUAUUUUAUCUGAUCAUUUCUUAUGGGGCUGGGCUCUUAUAACAUGUUAGCUUUCAUUAUCGGGCAGUGUGCAUUUUAUGUUGCAAAACAGUAUGAGAUCAUAAUGAGAUCAUAAUGACACAGAAUAGCAGCAGGUAGUCAGUAAACAUGUGAAGUGGCAGCAAAGCAUUCAAUGGAGAAUGGAUUGCUCGAGAUCUCUCUAAAUGGCAACUUAGCCGCAUUAGUUCUUUUUCUUGUUUACUUUUCAUCUUGAUAUGUCUGCUUCAAUUCUAGUAACUGAUUGGGUAAACUUGAAAUGGAGUACUGUAUAUAUUCUCGGUCUUGGACCCCACUAUAUUCUGUCUCUGUGGUGUUUAUUAUGGAAAGGAAGAUGCUUAGAUAUGAUAAGUCUUGCUAUGGGCUAUCACUGGCCUUCUAUGUUGAAAUCAUGUUACCAAUUAGUACCUCUUUAUAGCCCACUCAAUUCGCGAGUGCGAUCCAAAUGAACUGGUGAGGUCUGGCUCGAUCUUUCGUUCUACAAAGACUUGGAUUUCAUGGAUGCAAAGUAACAUUACUGGCACUUGUGAUUAUGCAAGAUCCUCUUUCAGGGAACACAGAAGCAGCUUCAUCGAGGACACCUGAAUGGGGGCCCCUCUGGAAAUUUGGCCGUACCUUGUCGAUCAGUGAUAUUAAAGGAGCAUGUUUUGUUGAUCAUUGGGAAGAGCUGGUACAUUGAACCACAUUGCUUUGGUGUGGAGGUUCACUUCUUUUAACUGUUUGCUGCAUUUGAAUUUUCCUCAAUUUUUUUUUCUAGGCUGGCGUUUCGUUGGAUCACGCCUCCCGCCUACUGGAUUCCUCCGUCACAAGUUUUGUUCGGAUGGUUGUGAAAGAUUAAGCGGAGCAGAUGUCAGGGAAUAUUAGCUGAUGGAACCAUGCAUGCAUCUCUCUUUUCAUCUCUUUUAAAGGAAUUGAUAUUAAUACUAGUUGGACAUGGACAUACUUGUCUCUUUCUUCAUAUUAAUGCUUCUUAACUUUUAAUA
Ananas comosus (pineapple) is the source of this 1925-nucleotide messenger RNA. RefSeq lists its product as uncharacterized. The record is from RefSeq and is a predicted model, not a curated record. NCBI's taxonomy places the organism in Eukaryota, Viridiplantae, Streptophyta, Magnoliopsida, Poales, Bromeliaceae. The transcript is spliced from 2 exons. Bases 50 to 427 code for a protein of 125 amino acids.